AUGGCUAGUGUUUUCGGAUUAUUAUGUGUUUUAAUUUCAAAAAUAUAUCCUGUUAUUGCUUCUUUCAAAGCUUACGAGGAAUAUUCCAUGGCUAAGAAGAAUUUCGAAAGAUCAAACUUAAAUAUUGGAGGGUUUAACGUGCCAAUUAGUAAUUUACUUAAAAAAGCCACGGGUGAUAAGGAUUAUGAUGAAACAAAGAAUGAAGCAUCGAUUUUGGUGUUCAAGAGUAAUCAACUUCAAAAAUGGUUCAUUUAUUGGAUUGUUAACACUGGAAUUGAUUUGUUAAUCAAUGGCUUGUUCUUAAGUUAUAUAUUACCAUUCUAUAGUUUCUUAAGAUUGGGAUUGUCAAUUUGGUUACUAAUGCCCUUUUUCAAGUUUACAUCUAUCAAAGGGUUCAAUGAGUUUGAUGAUUUGAAUCUAUUCUUCCAAUCAGGUUGUGGAUUUGUUUACAGUUAUACUUUAGACAAUUUUGAUUUAGAUUCCAUUUUGCAAAAUUCACCUAUUGAAAAAGUUUAUGAAAAUAUCACAAUUAUUUUGAAUAUGUUGAUUAAUGUGAUUCAGAACUUGCCAAUAUUAAUACCCUUCAAGAACAAGGACGACACACAAACAUCCAUGAAGAGCUGGGCAAGUACAUUUGGAUAUUUCAAAGAAUCUGAACCAAAAUCAACUGUAGAGGAUGAAUAUGAUGUUAUAGAUUCUCCUUCAAAAACAGAAUCAACAGGUAUUGACUGUGAAAAGCCCAUGGCUACGAAGAGAGGGUGGAUUUGGUAG
This is a messenger RNA of Yamadazyma jaroonii, 771 nucleotides long. Lineage: Eukaryota; Fungi; Ascomycota; Pichiomycetes; Serinales; Debaryomycetaceae. The record is from the annotation of a GenBank genome assembly.